AUGGAUGACCCUUUAUUACAUCUUGCCGAGAAUCAAAAUAAUCUUCUCGACAAAAAGUAUUCAGGGCGUCGCAUUACAUUAACAAGAGGAUUAUAUUGCAAGAUAUUUGUUCCAAUCGGAAUUUUAUGCUUCAUUAUGGCAAUAAUUCUAAAAUAUACAGUCCCAACAGCCAUCGAAAUAGUUCAGGAAUAUGACGAUUACUGUCCAUUAGGUAAGACAUGUGAUUUUAUUAUCAGCGUCCCAAAACCAAUGAAAUUUCCAAUUGCAUUAUUAUAUCAGCUCGACAAUUUUUACCAAAAUCAUUUAGGUUCUGUUGGAUCACGCUCCGACGCCCAACUAUUAGGUAAGUAUGUUGAUUUCGAUAAAAUGAAAAUGUGUGCCCCUUAUCGUUCUCACAAUGACAGUAAGGAUCCAACUCAAUGGAUACUUCCUUGUGGCGUUGAAGCAAUAAGCUACUUCAAUGAUUCGUUUUCUAUGAUUCCUUACCAAGAUAUUAAUCCGACGGGCUGCUCACGAUCUGGCAUUAAAGUUAGAGCGUUGAAUAGUAGAUAUUCUGGCCAUAAAUGGCUCGAAGAUAACAUUGUAUUUCCAACAGAAUACAUUUCCCAUAGAUUUUCUAUUUGGAUGGACACUGCUGCCUUUCCAAGUUUCAGAAAAAUGUAUGGAAUCAUUAAAGGGUCUGGCUAUUUAGCUGGUCCAAAUAUUACAAUCUCGAUUACAAACAACUAUGACGCUACAGUAUUUAAUGGAAGGAAAUCUCUAGUAUUAACUACGCAAGGAUAUGAUGCUGUGUCAUUACAAUAUCUUUUUGGCCUGUUUAUUGCUACAGGAAUAGUUAUUGAAUUAUUUUGUGUUUUUAUUUUUGUUUACAAGAAAUAA
Trichomonas vaginalis G3 is the source of this 879-nucleotide messenger RNA. RefSeq lists its product as uncharacterized. The record is from RefSeq and is a predicted model, not a curated record. NCBI's taxonomy places the organism in Eukaryota, Parabasalia, Trichomonadida, Trichomonadidae. The transcript has a single exon. The coding region runs from base 1 to 879 and encodes 292 amino acids. Gene Ontology annotation, cellular component: plasma membrane; endoplasmic reticulum; Golgi apparatus.